AUGGUAGAUCCACUAAAGAUCCAGCAACCGGUGAUCGGGAAGCUCCGGUGGUCAAGCAGAUUGCGAGGAGGAGCAGCCGACCUCCGACGACCAUCUGUGGUUCUUUUCUCGUCGUCGACGACCACCAAUCAAAGGGGAAAGGAAGCAACUGGAUCGAAAGGUCAAGGAGUCGUCGAGAAAAUGGAAGGAAUGGUUACCGGUGGUUUUGUCGAUCAGAGUAGGAAGAGGGAAAGGUGGAAGCCGGUGGUUUUCGCAUUUGACAAGGGGCUUGAUAUCAAAACGACAAGAAUAAAUGGAGUGGCCAGAAGAUGUGUUGCCGGAGCAAUUAACAACUACACCAAUCAGCUACUCGACUAUGGCAAACAAACAUCUCAGUAUAAUCUCACAGAAGCGUUGCUCUUUCUUUCUCAUUUCAUGGGAGAUAUUCAUCAGUGGCUACAUGUAAGAUUCACUUCGGAUAGAAGUGGGAACACGAUUAAUGUUCAUUGGUUCACAAGAAAAUCAGAACUUCAUCAUUUUCUCACCAAUCACACCAUCUUCAUUUUGAUUGUAGUAGCUUUCAAAUCCAGGGAGGAUCACAGAAAACAGAUGGAACUUGAAGAAGCCCGAAAAGCUGGGCUUGCUCCUUGGGAUGUUGAUGAAGAUGGAAAAGAAAUUAAUCCAUAUAUUCCUCAGUAUAUGCCAUCUGCUCCUUGGUAUCUCAAUGCAGAGAGACCUCGUUUAAAACAUCAAAGGAAAUGGAAGUCAGAUCCCAAUUACACAAAGUCAUGGUAUGACAGAGGAGCAAAAAUAUACCAAGCUGAUAAGUACAGAAAGGGUGCAUGCGAAAAUUGUGGAGCUAUGACACACACAACCAAGACACGCAUGGAGAGGCCACGUAAGCUAGGGGCAAAAUGGACAAGUAAAAAUCUAGCACCUGAUGAGAAAAUAGAGACUUUUGAGCUUGAUUAUGAUGGAAAAAGAGACAGGUGGAAUGGGUAUGAUGCAACAUCUUAUGCUCAUGUGAUUGAACGAUAUGAAGCUUGUGAUGAAGCUAGAAAUAAAUUCUUGAAAGAUCAACAACUUAAGAAGUUAGAGGAAAAGGGUAACACAAACUUUGGUCUUGGAGGCCCUCUCACAGAUUCAAACACUGACAUUAUUGCAUUAAAGAACUACAUGGAUGCUCAGUAUUAUGGUGAGAUUGGUAUUGGAACUCCCUCUCAAAAGUUCAUUGUGAUCUUUGAUACUGGAAGUUCUAAUCUAUGGGUGCCUUCUUCAAAGUGCUACUUUUCAGUUGCUUGCCUUUUUCACUCAAAGUACAAGGCGAUCCAUUCAAGCACCUAGAAGAAAAAUGGGACAUCUGCUGCUAUUCAAUAUGGAACUGGAGCUAUCUCUGGUAUCUUUAGCCAAGACUUUGUCCAACUUGGUGAUCUUGUUGUUAAAGAACACGAUUUUAUAGAGGCAACAAAAGAACCUAGCAUCACUUUCUUAGCAGCCAAGUUUCAUGGUAUUCUUGGCCUUGGAUUUCAAGAAAUCUCUGUUGGAAAUGUUGUUCCUAUGUGGUACAACAUGGUAAAUCAAGGCGAUCCUAAUCACUUUAAGGGCAAACACACAUAUGUACCUGUGGCUCAAAAGGGUUAUUUAUUUUUUGAUAUAGGCGAUGUCCUUAUUGGAGAUACAACUACUGGAUUUUGCAGUGAUGGUUGUGCAGCAAUUGCGGAUUCUGGAACCUCUUUGUUAGCAAGUCCAACGAAUGAGAAGUUCUAUGCUAUGAGGUUCAAGCAACUGAACAUACAUGCGUGGGAAGCAUUUGAGAAGGGCAAUGAUGUCCAUAUGCAAUCUGCUCCUUCACAAGCUGAAUUGUUGUAUAAGAAUUAUAAAGUGAACAAAGAGAAGCUAAAAUCUCAAGUGAAGGAGAAGUUGAAUAUGAUCGUGCUGGAAGAAUCAUCAAAGACCAGUUAUUUGGACUUUAAUACUAUGCUCAAUGAAAUUCUUUUUCGGAUUAAUCCCAUAAAAGGCCUUACAUUUUGCAAAAGCAUUGCUUCCAAAAAAGACCCGGAAUCUAGCAAAAAGCAUGAAGACAUCAAGCAACCAAGUCUCCUUCCAUUGCAGGAAAAACUAAGUGGAAUUUGGUUCUCCUAA
Lactuca sativa (garden lettuce) is the source of this 2121-nucleotide messenger RNA. Lineage: Eukaryota; Viridiplantae; Streptophyta; Magnoliopsida; Asterales; Asteraceae. The record is from RefSeq and is a predicted model, not a curated record.